ACAAAUGGCCAGGAGAGAGGAAGAGCGCGAUGUCUUGGUCUCUCUAGAGUGAGGAUGCUCUCCGCGCUCACGUAGAAGGGGUUCGAGUUUGAGACCGUCUGGUAUAAGAAUGGGAGAAUCGCGUUGACACCACGGAGAGAUUCACGCUGAGACCCACCAUGGCUGUGGACGCGGCAUCCAGCUUCAGUUUUUGUCGUGCCUCCCUGGAGCACACAAUGUCAGCUGAGGAGCUGAGCUACCAGCUGCCGCGUCGCUCCGGAGGCAGCAACCUGACCUGGCAUGACGGCCGUGGACAGAAGACAGCGCACACGCGCACUGUCAAGCUUCUGCAGCAGCCUGGCACAGAGGGCAUCCAGCUGCAUCCAGGUGAAGCCUUCACUGUGUACCACACCAGUCCAACGUUAUCCAGCCUCUCAAAACCAGUGGUGCUCUGGACUCAGCAGGAUGUCUGCAAGUGGCUAAAGAAGCAUUGUCCGCACAACUACCUGACCUACGUGGAGGCCUUCUCUCAUCACGCCAUCACAGGACGGGCUUUGCUGCGCUUGAAUGGGGAGAAGCUUCACAGGAUGGGAAUCGUCCAGGACACCCUGAGGCAGGAGGUCCUCCAGCAGGUUCUCCAGCUGCAGGUCAGGGAAGAAGUCCGCAACCUUCAACUCCUCAGUAGAACUUCCUUUGGAAACUUCUCUUAGGUCACAGGGGAUGUGGGAGCCCCUUUGUCUUAUGCCCUGUAACAAAAGUCCCUGGGAGCUGCUGUCUUCAGAUAUCUGAAUGGACCAAAAAAAAGCCAGCCUGUCUGUGGGAUUCUCAUUCAACAUGGCCAAUCUGGAUACGGAGACUGAGAAGCAUCUCUGCUUGAAGCUGGCCAGCCCAUUCAAGUCAAAUAAAACAAAACAGAUGACUGUGUUGGGAUUAUUAUGCACAACGAUCAGAUCAAUGGUGGAUUAAUGCUCCUCAUUACAUGAGUAUCUGUUUAGAAAUCAUUUUGUAUCUUCCUUUUAUUUGUGGUUUUGAGGCAGCGUGGUGGAAAAGAGAAAGUCGUUUUUGUGUAUCUAAAUGUAGCGCACAUUUUUUCUGGACCCAUUUUUCAGCUUCUAAUGUGGAACCUGUUCAGGUUUCAAUGCAAUGCAGCAUUUAUUUACCACUCAUCAUGAUGCAGUUUUUUCUCAGGACAACACGAUUCGCAUGCAUAGAAAGAUGGCAACCAUCAACACAGGAAGGAGAGACUCUAUCCAUCAAGCUUGAAACUUAGUCAACCCAUCUACAGAACAGCAGGUUCAAACAUCAUUUAGACUCAGUCAAAGACAUGAAAACAAAUGAGAGUACUUGUGCUUCAGAGUAACAAGAGAGAUCAGUGUGACUAUUCUGUAGACUAAUUCAUAAAAGAAGGGUGAAUUUGAGGGGAAUAUCUCCUCAAAGACGAUAGUUUACUGUGGCUCCAUGUUGGUUGUGUGCUUAAAUAUCCUCUACUAUCUCUCACAGGUACAAAUCUAGCCUAAAUAAUUCAGCACCCCGUACCAAUGUGUGACACUGUGACUUCAUUCAGCAGAACACUGUGACAGCGACUUAGAUUUCCAGAGGAGACAGGUGUAUGUAGAACAUACGUUUUUUUGUUUUGAUUUGUGUUGUUGACUGUUAAAAGGGUGUUUUUUUAGUAAACCUGAUGUACUGUACUGUACCUGACCAUGUGGUGGGAUGAGUGAUGAUGCAAAAAGACUGGGAAUACAGUGAGUUUUUCUUUCACAAUAAACUGAUAUUAAA
Molecule: messenger RNA, 1758 nt
Organism: Synchiropus splendidus (mandarinfish)
Lineage: Eukaryota; Metazoa; Chordata; Actinopteri; Syngnathiformes; Callionymidae
Product: sterile alpha motif domain-containing protein 10-like
Exons: 5
Coding region: 159-689 (176 amino acids)
Biological process (GO): cell surface receptor protein tyrosine kinase signaling pathway
Cellular component (GO): cytoplasmic side of plasma membrane
Molecular function (GO): protein binding
Source: RefSeq, a predicted model, not a curated record